Dermacentor andersoni is the source of this 810-nucleotide messenger RNA. RefSeq lists its product as uncharacterized. Gene Ontology annotation, molecular function: amine binding. Lineage: Eukaryota; Metazoa; Arthropoda; Arachnida; Ixodida; Ixodidae. Gene Ontology annotation, biological process: symbiont-mediated perturbation of host defenses. The record is from RefSeq and is a predicted model, not a curated record.
ACCAAUUGAAGACUGAAAGUUUAUAACACUAAAGUUUCCCUAGCACUAAACAUGUGGCGAGUUCUUAGAGUUGCGAUUGCUAUUCUUGGAGUUUGUGCUCUACCUCUUGCUUUGAGCAACCCUAAACGCCAGCUUGAGCACGAUAUGCCAGAUGUUAAAAAGGUUUUCGAAGGAUUUCGGGCCGGUCUUGCACUCUCCGACAUCGACAACGACGGUGACCUUGACUGCGUAACGGCUACGCAACAGGAUUACAAUGCCAGCGUGCCAAGUGUAACAUACGUGUGGCAUCUCCAGGCCGUAAACGGACACGAAGCGCGAAAUAUUUACUUCUAUGUUUGCGCCGGCGAUGCCCCUGGCCAGAUCCUUUUCAAGGACAAAAAUGUUGAUGGGCCUCUUCAAGAGGGUACAGUAUUCUACUCUGACUACAAGGACUGCAUCGUGCUGGAUUUGCCUUACGGAAACUCACAAGAAUGCAUGCUGUGGAUAUCUUGGGAAGCAAAGAACAACGUUCCGCAGCGUUGCACAGCGGAAUAUGAAGACACGUGCGAUGACGCUAAACUAACAUUUGACGAUGAGACCUGCAGCCCUUUCUUCGAACUCAACGGAUCAUAGGACUGCUCUAACAAAGACAUGUGGAGCUUAUCCAUUGCACUACAGCACGUCGCUUGGUUAAUCUCCAAAAAAUAAGUUCCUCACGCUUAUAUGGCAUCUCGCACAUUGCUGUAAAGUAGCAACUAUAAGCUUAAUUGGGAUUGAAGGGGUAGAGCGAACUUUCUAAGCUUGCAACAAUAAAAUCAUAGCUGAAAGGUA